Molecule: messenger RNA, 348 nt
Organism: Microthlaspi erraticum
Lineage: Eukaryota; Viridiplantae; Streptophyta; Magnoliopsida; Brassicales; Brassicaceae
Source: the annotation of a GenBank genome assembly
AUGGAAAACGAUAUAUGCAAGAAAGUAUCAUCAAUCUCGAGAAACUCAUCGGUCGGAUACUACUGUCACCGGAAGUCGGAGGGUGUUCCGUUCAUGUGGGAGAUGCAGCCAGGGACUCCCAUUAAUAGUCAGCCGUUGGAGAUUGUUCGUCCCAUCAGUCCUCCUCCGGCGAUGCUCAGCCUCCGUCUCCCCAAGCCAUCUAUAUCCAUUCAAGAGCCAAAGCAGUCUGUGUUUCCAGCAAAGCUGAAGCUGCGGAAAUGGAAACAUAUUCGUUGCAAGAAAUAUUUCUCUAGAUUGACUAACAAAAUGGUUUUGUCUUCGAUAUGUUUGUACCCUGACAAACGCUAG